Messenger RNA from Spea bombifrons (plains spadefoot toad), 468 nucleotides. It is a transcript of the gene MICOS13, whose product is annotated as mitochondrial contact site and cristae organizing system subunit 13. Lineage: Eukaryota; Metazoa; Chordata; Amphibia; Anura; Pelobatidae. Gene Ontology annotation, biological process: cristae formation. Gene Ontology annotation, cellular component: mitochondrial crista junction; MICOS complex. The record is from RefSeq and is a predicted model, not a curated record. The transcript is spliced from 4 exons. The coding region runs from base 87 to 422 and encodes 111 amino acids.
ACUACAAAUCCCAUAACACACUGCGCGCCAACUACGACCGGAAGUGGAUCAGCUGUCAUCGCUGAGUGCCCUUGGCCGGAUGAAAGAUGGCGCCUGCCGUGCUGAGACUGCUGAAGUUUACUACCAAGGCGGCUGUGGCUGGUGGAGCAGUGUAUGUGGCCUAUGACCAGGGGCUUCUGGGGAGCAGUACAGAGGGGGAGGACGUCCUAAAGAAGACAGUUUCUGCUGUGCCUCCAGCCUUGCAGGAAUGGGCAGACUACUUUGGUUGGCAGAUCCCAUCUGCACCAAAACUUGAUUUCUCUGUCUGCGAGUCCUGGAACUGGGGUGUCCAGAAAUCUGUAGCGGCACUCUCAUCUGCUCCAAGCAAGGCUUGUGAAUACUCGGCAGAAGGAUGGAAGUACAUGAAGGACCUUGUGAAGUGAAUUACCAAUGUACAUAAUACACAAUAAAAACUUUAUUUAUACAGUU